Molecule: messenger RNA, 597 nt
Organism: Capronia coronata CBS 617.96
Lineage: Eukaryota; Fungi; Ascomycota; Eurotiomycetes; Chaetothyriales; Herpotrichiellaceae
Exons: 1
Coding region: 1-597 (198 amino acids)
Source: RefSeq, a predicted model, not a curated record
AUGGCCCCCGGUGUCCUCCACCGCGUCAUCCACGGCACCCACGACCCAGAGCCGUGGCAGAAAUCCCUCCUGACCGUCCGCCCCGCCCUGCUGCAGAACUAUCGCCGCCACCGCGUCCGCAACGCAGACUACCCGGCGAUCCUGCCGCAUGAGAGGUCCUCCUGCGUGCGCGGCUCCGUCGUCUCGGGCCUGACUGAAGGCGAUCUGUAUCGGCUCGACAUCUUCGAGGGCGGCCAGUACAGUCGGCAGAAGGUCAAGGUGCAGGUGCUCAAGGACGUGGGGUUGGAGGAGGCUGCUGAGGAAGGGAAGACGGAGGUCGUCGAGGAGGUCGAGGCCGAAACGUACGUGUGGGAGGAAGGGGAGGCGACUUUGGAACCUGAGGAGUGGGAUUUCGAGGAGUUCAAAAGAGAUAAGAUGAAGGCUUGGAUGGGGUUGGUGGAGGGGAAUCACGACCAUAACGUGGGAGUGGACGAGGGCUUUGCUGAUGUCGAUCGCGCGGUGGCCGAGCAGGAGAAGCGGGAUAAGGGUCAUGAUCCAAUGGGUGGGCGGGGACUCAACGGUCAUAUCACUCAGCAGUUGAAGAAUGCGACCAUCUAA